GUUACAAGACCACCUCAAAAAAAGCCAGAAAAACCUCUGGCUAAGACAAAAUCCAAGGCCUGCUUCGGCCACUUGUACCUCGUGUAGUUGCUGUUGUACGUUUCGUUUCUUUGCUUUUGUUUAUGGAAAGUAAACACUGCCAUAUAGAGCGUACAGUAUUGAUUUCCAUUUGUCGAAACAGCGAAAGCUCAAUAUUGAAAAAUCUGUCUUUCCAAAAACCCAACCUCGCAUUUCAAGAGUUAGGGUUUUAGCCAAUCAGGUUCGGGUAUAUACAUUCACUGCGCAAGUGUGUAUAUAAUAUUUUAGGGAGAGACAGAGAAGGGGAAGGGGAGGGAGCAAUGAUGCUGUUUGGUUCUUGUUCUGUCAUGUGAAGCUACAGUGGUUGUCGCAGACUUGGCAUUUUGGAGAGAUUAGAGAGAGGGUGACGAUGGAGGAAGAAAUGGAGAUAGAGCCAGUUUUUGAGGUGCGAGAAAUUGAUCUGGACUACGAGUUUGACGCUGUUGGGUGGUUCGAUCUCAAGCGGGCGGAGUCUCCGGCCGAAGCUCGCGAAGCCGAGCUCUGGUUCGAAUCCGCCAAAAGUUAUCCGCCGUCUCCAUUUGUAGCAAAGUUGUUUCUGAGAGAAGAUGUUUCCCUUGGAAAUAUCAAGACCUCUCCAGAGUCAAAAGACGGGCAGGAGACAACUGCAUUGCUCAAUGAUGGAAACGUUAGAGGCUUAAGCGCAGAAUUUUCUCAUAGAGAUGGUAGUAACAGAGACUGUGGAAUGCAUAGAGGGAUAUUCACCAACUUACAGAGUGGCAAUUUGCAGAAGGUCCUGAAUCAGCCUGCAGAAUCAAGUAGAGGAUUGACAUGUAUCAGUAACAUUCCACAUAAUAAACUGAAUGGUAAAUCGAAGUCUGGUGCCAAGACAUUUUUAACUAGGAGCUCAACUUUGAUGAAACCAACAGCAAGUCAAUUGGCCAAACAAAAUCAUUCCAGGAUGCUUCAAAAGAUCAAAUUUUCCCCCAUAUCUUGUGUAACAAAGAAAAGUGGAAAGCAUACACUUGGGGCUUCACUCAGAUUUCAGACUCUUCUGGCUCAAAACGGGGAAAGAAGUUUGUGCAAUUCAUCUACAGCUGAAAGUCAAGCGGCCAAAAGGCAGAAGCUAGAGGGAGGUGUUCUCUGUAAGGUUGCUGAUGCAAAGCAGCAAGUCACUUUUGUCCACAAGGUCCCAAAAAAGGAUGUAACAGUCGAUAAAACUUCCAUGCUGGCGAGGAUGAAGAUCACCGUUCCAAGAGAGCCUGACCUUGAAACAGCACAAAGGUCACACAGGAUAAGGUCCAAGGAUGCUACAGAAUUAGUAAGUUUGCCGCCAGCUGCCCGCAGAUUUAAAGCACGCCCACUGAACCGAAAAAUUCUUGAGGCUCCUUCAUUGCCACUCCCAAAGAAGAGCACCCCAAGAUUGCCAGAAUUUCAAGAAUUUCACCUAAAGACCUCAGAGAGGGCUAUGCAACACUCAUCUGCUGUUUCGUCAUCUUCACUCAAUGCUUUUGAUAAGGGAUCAGAGAGACCUUCUAAUACUUCUGUUGUGGACAAGGGAAGCAGAGAAAACAGGAGACCAACUGCUGUAGAUGCCUCACACCAAGAUAGCUGUUAUGUAAAAUACAACUUUAAAGCACGUCCUCUUAAUAAGAAGAUACUUACAAGUAAAGGAGAUAUCGGCAUUUUCCGGAAUAGCAAGAGAGAAACAACAGUGCCUGUGGAAUUUAAUUUCCACACUGAAAAGAGGGUUAAUCAAAAUCUGCCAAUAGACCUUUUCAGUAAGCUGUCCCUGACAUCUCAGGUCCAGCCAAAUAAUGGACCUCAGUUGAAAUUGUCUCGACCUGCCUGUAUAUCUAUGAAGGGCUCAAAAGAAAACAUAUUGAAUUCUUUCCAAGCAGGGCAUGAGGUAACGAGUGAGAAAGAAACACAAGGUGGAAACCGGAUUAAUGUAGGGAAUGACAAUGCAGGAGUUGGUGCGCAGUGGAGUGCACGGAGGAGCUUGGGCAUCCGAUGAUACAAGAAGAGGACAGCUUGAGCAUAUGUUUUCUGUAUAUGGAAAUUGUGGAAGUCAUCUUUAGAAAUCAACAUUUAACCUUUGAAAAAACUCAUCUUAUAGGUUGACAUUGAAUACUCUCACAGUUCGAAGGCUUAGUCCAUUACCCAAAUAAAAUGUUACAAAGCCGGUGUUGUACAGCAAUGAGGGCAUUCUCAUAGUAAUACCAUCUCCCUGGUUCUUUUUCUCUUUUGUCGCACUGACGCUUCAUGAGAUGACAAAUGUAAGUUUAAACUCCUGAUGUUCUCUGGAAAGGAGAUAUGCGGAGCUCCUGCAGUAAAUAUAAUCGAGGAAACCCUAAUUUAUUACACUAUGCAGAAAUAUAAGAUACCUUGAGAGAAAUCUUACCAUUUCUUAGCAUGGAAGCAACCCUCUCAUCUGCCUCAUCGGUAGAAACUAAUUACAUACAAUUUAUGACAUUAAUGAAAUCAGAUUCAAUGAUCAAGUUCAUCAAAUGGAUUCUUAAUUGCUUUUGCUA
Molecule: messenger RNA, 2549 nt
Organism: Carica papaya (papaya)
Lineage: Eukaryota; Viridiplantae; Streptophyta; Magnoliopsida; Brassicales; Caricaceae
Product: Cell cycle regulated microtubule associated protein
Biological process (GO): activation of protein kinase activity; regulation of mitotic spindle organization; mitotic spindle assembly
Cellular component (GO): spindle; nuclear microtubule
Molecular function (GO): microtubule binding; protein kinase activator activity
Source: RefSeq, a predicted model, not a curated record